AACCCAACAAUAAGAAUUGCCUUUAUUUUAAAUGAGGAAACUAGCUGAGCUGGGACUCGCCCCACGUAGGUGGCCCCAGAGCAGCUGCCCUUAACAAUCCCCUUGGGGUUCUAACAUUCCCUUUAGUGACGCACAGAUUGCAGGCUGGAGAAACGAAUAUCCCCGCACCCUCGACACUGGGGUGUUAGCUGGCAAGAGCCCCGCCCUGAUGGGCAGUACCCCGGGUGAGAGGCGGGGCUUGCAGCCGCGGGAAUCCUAAGCCCGCCCCUUUCCCCACCCCUCUGUUUCUCGCCAUGACCCAUGCACUGUUCCUCGUCCCGGCUGCCCUCGCCUCUUUCAUUCUGGCCUUUGGCACCGGAGUGGAGUUCGUGCGCUUUACCUCCCUUCGGCCACUUCUUGGAGGGAUCGAGGAGUUUGGUGAUCCGGAUGCCCGUCAGGGAUGGCUGGCUGCCCUGCAGGACCAGAGUGUCCUUACCUCCCUGGCUUGGGAUCUGGCACUCCUGCUCCUAUUUGUUGGGCAGCACAGCUUCAUGGCAACUGAGACAAUGAAGGCAUGGAUUUCCCGGUACUUUGGAGUCCUUCAGAGGUCUGUGUAUGUGGCAUGCACUGCCCUGGCCUUACAGAUGGUGAUGCGGUACUGGGAGUCCAUACCCAGAGGCCCUGUGUUGUGGGAGGCUCGGGCUGAGCCCUGGGUCACCUGGGUGCCCCUCCUCUGCUUUGUGCUCCACAUCAUUUCCUGGCUCCUCAUCUUCAGCAUCCUUCUUGUCUUUGACUACGCUGAGCUCAUGGGCCUCAAACAGGUGUACUACCAUGUGCUGGGGCUGGGUGAGCCUCUGGCAUUGAAGUCUCCCCGGGCUCUGAGGCUCUUUUCCCAUCUGCGUCACCCAGUGUGUGUGGAACUGCUGAUGGUGCUGUGGGUGGUCCCCACCUUGAGCAUAGACCGCCUCCUCCUUGCUUUCCUCCUUACCCUCUACCUAGGUCUGGCUCAUGGACUUGACCAGCAAGACCUCGGAUACUUGAGGGUUCAGCUACAAAGAAAACUCCACCUGCUCUCCCGGCCCCAGGAUGGGGAGGCAGAGUGAAGAGCUAACUCUAUUUCCAAGCCCUGUCACUUCUCCCCCUCAAAUUCAAAUUCAUUAACAUCAGACAGGGGUUAAACUCUAGGAACUUUAGAGGCUGUCCCUGUCACUGCUAAGACUUCCUUCCCCAGAUCCACCUCCAUACCCUAAAUUUAAAAUGACAGCCACUAGACUUUAAGGUCCAUUUCUCACCAGCCAAGAAGGGAUGUGCAGCUCAUCUACCUCCUCACUGUUUAGGAUCUGACCCCCUACUGCCCUUACAAGGAAAAGGGUCUUCCCUGACCACUCCUCUGGCAUUGCCCCUCAUCUCUGUCCCUCAGGGACCCCCUUCUCCAUCUCCAGGCUCCACUCCAAGAAUCUGGGUCAGAAUCUAUCAAAGUCAUAUGUGGCUGCCCAUCUUCACUUCAGCGAUGCCUCUCCACCCCUGCCCGACUUUCUCCACAGCCUCAGGCCCGCCCCAGGGCUCCAUCCCCACGCCUAGUGGAAGGGAUUCUCCCACUCUUAACUCUGGUAACCUCUGGGCUUCCUGAUCUCCCGAGGAACAUUCGCUGCAGGAAAAUAAAAUUCA
Molecule: messenger RNA, 1647 nt
Organism: Dipodomys ordii (Ord's kangaroo rat)
Lineage: Eukaryota; Metazoa; Chordata; Mammalia; Rodentia; Heteromyidae
Gene: Nrm
Product: nurim (nuclear envelope membrane protein)
Exons: 4
Coding region: 294-1082 (262 amino acids)
Cellular component (GO): nuclear membrane
Source: RefSeq, a predicted model, not a curated record